AUGAGAGCCGGGUGGGAAUCUAGCCCAACAAAUAGUCUUUCUCGUCGGACCCAUAUACCCAUGACUGAUUUCAGACUUUAUCACACCUAUUUCGGAGGAUGGAAGUCGCCUAGGAAGAAAAGAAAGAAGCAAGAACCGGAGGCCUAUUCUCAAAUUCAGUGCAUGAACCAAAACGGAAUCCGAUCCUUUCCUUUUAGUCGGAGUGGCUUCUCGCUCCUUCUUAUGCCGGAGCUGAAUGAAGGCUUUCCCUUCUAUGCUUUGCUUUGGUGGUUUAUCCUCGGUAUUAAAGUCCCUGAAAUCAAAAAAGAGAAGAAUCUUAGUUCAGCAUCUCAAGUGAUUAGGCGGGGGCAGGAUUCGAACCUGCAAUCUUCAGGUCAUGAGCCUGAUGAGUUGACCAAUUACUCUACCCCGCUUCUUCGCCUUAUCCUUAUCCUAAUUGGUCCUACAUUUGUAGUGAGAAAAGACCAAAAUGCCAUCCUCCAAUUAUUUCACAGAGGAGCUGCCAAGAAGCCAGUGGGAAUUCUGCACGUGAAGGUUGUGAGAGCAACAAAACUUUUAAACAUGGAUUUUCUCUCAACACCUGAUCCCUACGUUAAACUCAGCCUUAGUGGGGAAAGGCUUCCGGCUAAGAAGACUUCUGUCAAGAUGAAUAAUUUGAAUCCCGAGUGGUUUGAGGAUUUCAAGAUGACAGUAAAGGACCCCCAGUGUCAAGUCCUUCAAAUGCAUAUCUAUGACUGGGAAAAGUUUGGAGCACAUGAUUAUUUAGGGAUGCAAGUUAUUCCGCUGAAAAUACUCAUUCCAUACGAGAAGAAAGAAUUCAUACUCAAUUUGCUAAAAAGUGUGGAUCCUGGACCACAUAACAAGAAGCCUUGAGGUCAAAUUACAGUGGAGACAACAUUUAUUCCUUUCUUAGAAGACAGUAAAAGAUUUUGUGGAACUAUGGAUUAUGAGCAAAAUGGAAGUUCUCAUGAUGCUUCGGAGAAGGUUACUUUGAUAGGAACAGGUUUACUUUUAGUUACAAUCAUAGGCGCAGAGGAUGUCAAAGGCAAGAAGCACAACCACCCUCAUGCCACGAUCCUCUUUAGAGGAGAUAAGAGAAAAGUCCAGACAAUCAAGAAAACUAGGAAUCCAGUUCGGAAAGAGGAAUUUCAGUUUGUGUUAGAAGAGGCUCCGGUAAAGGACCUAAUUCACAUUAAAAUCAUUAGCAAGAGAAGACGCCGUCUUGGUUUUAUGUCAAAUGAAUCACUGGCGCACGUGGAUAUAAAUCUCUCAGAUGUAGUUUACAAUGGGCAUGUCAAUGAGAAAUACUAUCUUAUCGAUUCUAGAGAUGGGGUAAUACAUGUAGACAUAAGAUGGAAGGUAAUCUAAUUACCGUUGCAU
This is a messenger RNA of Olea europaea var. sylvestris, 1380 nucleotides long. RefSeq names its product synaptotagmin-3-like. Gene Ontology annotation, molecular function: lipid binding. The record is from RefSeq and is a predicted model, not a curated record. Gene Ontology annotation, cellular component: endoplasmic reticulum. NCBI's taxonomy places the organism in Eukaryota, Viridiplantae, Streptophyta, Magnoliopsida, Lamiales, Oleaceae.